AUGAAUCACUCAACAAACGACAUCGGAGAAACGCUUUUAAAAGACGAUUUUAGUGUUGAUUCGCGUUUAAUGAAUUGUAGUCGUGAGAAUUGCUUUUCUGAUGAAAACUUAAAGUUCGACGAAUCUAUGAUAAGUCAAGAACAUAUUUAUGAAAAUAUUUCUCUAAAAGCUGAGAAAAAGCACCGAAGUUGGAGUAGUUUUGUUAAUAAAUACCGAAGAAAGUUAAAGUCCAAAACGGAUCAAUUAGAUCAACAGGUCAAUUACAAUACAUGGUUAUCAGCGGAUUCACAAAAUCUGGGCGAAGAAGACGAUGAAUAUAAUUCUUCUUGUUCGCUUAGUCAAUGUCAGGAAGAAAAUAUUUACGAGAAUUUAACUUUCGAAAACAAAGGCGAUCUUAAUAGUCAUUAUGAUGAUGACGAUGACGAUGACGAUGACGAAAUAUUUGAGACAAACUCCGUAAGUUAUUGGCUUGAAGCUCUUUUAAACAACACUGAAGAUUAUGAAUCAGAUGAAGUUAUGAUUACUAAAUGUAUACCAAGUCAACAUGAAACUGUGAGGUGUUAUCAAAGCACAAACUUACACAGUGAUUUUUUUAAGUUAAUACAAUCACGUUUCGUGACAUAUUCGGAUUUAGACAGAUACAAAUUGGAAAUUUUAAGCAAGUGUUUUGAUGCGAUAUGGAAUCGGGACUCAGAAAAUGAGAUUUUGAGUGGAUUAUACAUUUUUCUUAAUGAUAUUUUCUCGGCAUACUUCAGGAAAUCGUCCACUUACAAAAUGAAUGAACCACAUGUGUCUCAUUCGAAGGAAAAAUCCAUCAUUAGACAACAAAAUAACAACGAAAAUUCCUAUAGCACCACUGUAUGUAAAGCCAAUGAUAACAGAACCUUCCAAAAGCUCGAGACUUUUAUCUUAUCAGUCACUUUAAACAGACUUACGAUAACUUAUAAUGAAAGUAUAAAAUCUUUUUUCGCGCUUGAAAAUUCACAAGCGUUUCAACGUUACAACGAAGAUAUUCUAAUUUUUUGUCGUUCGCUUGCUUCAAAUCGACGAAAGUUUCCACAUUCAGAAAAUGCUGCUAGUCUUGGAUUACAGAAAACAUUAGAAGUGAUCUUGUGCAAUAAUAAAUUCUCUGAUAAAUAUCGCAGAAAUAAAAAAAAGGCCAUAGAAAGCAAUGAAAAGACAUUCUUAAAUGACAUUAAUCAAGUUGUUGAACAAACCAAUACAUUGGAAGAGAAUAUUUAUCAACCAAUUUGGAAGUGGAGAACUGAUUGUAAUAACAUAAGUACACGUGAUGAAAUUUAUGCAUCUUUGGAAUCAAUAAAAUCUGAUUACGAAGGUUGGGAAGUUGAUUCAGAAUUUUCGUUCAUAAGUUCGAAGCACCAAAGUUUAGUGGAAUUGGAUAAAAAUAUGUACAAAUCUGUUUGCAUUCUGUACAGUGAAGAAAAUCCCGAGUUGAAUAAAAUUAUUUAUGAUUAUAAAUCAGAGAUAAAAAGUGAAACUGUUGCUCCUACAAAAAAUGAAACUGAAGUGUUAGAUUCUACUCCAACAGAAACGAAAUAUCAGUCAAAAGAAUUCAACUUUAAUAAUGAAUUUAAUUCAGUAAAAGAUUGGAUAACAUUGUUGAAACAUCCAAAUUAUAUUGACGACGAAGAAUCGAUGAUUAUGUCAGAAACUGAAUUAACGUUUGGUAAGCUUGUUCAUGCAGAAUACAAAGAUUCGAACAAAUCUUUAGACAGUUUGGAAUCAAAAGACGAAUCGCCUCCGAAAAGCAAAAUAAUUUCAAUGUCAAAUGGAAGUUAUGAGUUGAACACGAAAGAAACUGCAACGGACAAGCCCAUCCCAGGAAACUACAGAAACAUAAAUGAAGGAGAAACAUCAAUUCCUGAAUCUUCUGAACAAAUUGAAGAACCAAAAAAAGAAAGAGAAGGGUUCAGAAACAAAUUAAGAAAGUUUAAAUUAAAAUCAAGUAAAACUCCAAGCCCUAGUCGAAAUCUAAAAGUGAACAAUCAAGACACCCCGAAGGAAAGUGAUGAUGAAUCUUUUGGACCUGACCUGGAAACUGUCGAGAAAGAUUCAAAAUCAAAAGUUAUUCCUAGGAUAGUCGUCGAGUGUGUUCAAAUUCUAGAAAACGACAUCAAUUUAAAGACACCGGGACUUUAUCGUGUAUCAGGUAAUAAAACUGUGAUCGAAGCUCUCAAAAAGAAAAUGAACGAUAAGAAGUUAUCAAAGAAAGAAUCAAUGACAAGUCUUUUGAAGAAUCAAGAUGUUCAUAGCAUUGCAGGAGUAUUGAAAAUGUUUUUCCGUGAACUCACUCCACCAUUAAUGUCACCUCAAGUUUUUCGUUCAUGUACUAACGGAAACGUCACCUUGGAUCAAAUUUGUUUAUACUUGAAGGAAAUGCCGGCUUGUAAUUAUGAAACUCUUAAAUACUUAAUGGCUCAUCUUAAGAAAGUUGAGCAGUUCAGUGAAGAUAAUUUGAUGAAUUCGGGAAAUAUUGCAAUCUGCUGGGGUCUUUGCAUCUUUUCAUCCAGCUUUGACCCUUCCAAUAGUGAUUUCUUCGAGAAUGAUAUUUCUAAAUGUAAUAUGUUGUGUAAAAAGAUGAUAGAUUUCUAUGAUACAAUUUUCAAAGAGUAGCAAGAUGAGUUUUAAGAAUCUGUGCUGAUCGUCCAUUAAUUGAAUCAAAUUGAGCAUUAACUUUUUGCACAUUAAUUAAGUUUAGAACCAAUAAUUGAGUAAAUAUAAAAUUAAUAGAUAACAUAAGAAAUAAAAUAAUCUAUAAGUUGUAGUUCCUGUAAAUAAAAUAACGACCGAGCUUAAAAUAACUAACCAAAAAUUUUUAGAAUAUAUGCAGGGUGAACAUCGUUUCAACAGCUUUCAGGCUACAUAGUCUUUGAUAAGUCAAGCUUAUCCUACUUAACAAUCCCUACCUCAAACAAGAUAAUAAAAUUUUUAAUGUUUUCCUUUUAUUUCAUUAUAGA
Messenger RNA from Clunio marinus, 2978 nucleotides. The record is from the annotation of a GenBank genome assembly. Lineage: Eukaryota; Metazoa; Arthropoda; Insecta; Diptera; Chironomidae.